Molecule: messenger RNA, 3697 nt
Organism: Molossus molossus (Pallas's mastiff bat)
Lineage: Eukaryota; Metazoa; Chordata; Mammalia; Chiroptera; Molossidae
Gene: APLP2
Product: amyloid beta precursor like protein 2
Exons: 18
Coding region: 7-2382 (791 amino acids)
Biological process (GO): axonogenesis; central nervous system development
Cellular component (GO): membrane
Molecular function (GO): heparin binding; serine-type endopeptidase inhibitor activity; transition metal ion binding
Source: RefSeq, a predicted model, not a curated record
CUUCAGAUGCUUCUGGGUCGCGGUGCGAAAGGUCUUCGCUCUGUGUGUGUGAGCUUCAGACCCAGCGGUAGAGCGACCCGGAGAGGGAUGGCGGCCACCGGGAACGCGGCCGCUGCAGCCACGGGCAGGUUCCUGGUCCUGCUGCUGCUCGGCCUCACGGCACCCGCCGCGGCACUGGCCGGCUACAUCGAGGCUCUCGCAGCCAAUGCUGGAACAGGAUUUGCUGUCGCCGAGCCUCAAAUUGCAAUGUCUUGUGGAGAGUUAAAUAUGCACGUGAACAUUCAGACUGGGGAAUGGGAACCUGACCCAACAGGCACCAAGAGCUGCUUUAGAACCAAAGAAGAAGUUCUUCAGUACUGUCAGGAGAUGUAUCCAGAGCUGCAGAUCACCAAUGUGAUGGAAGCCAACAAGCAAGCCCGAGUGGACAAUUGGUGCCAGAGGGACAAAAGGCAUUGCAAGAGCCACACGGUGACUCCUUUCAAGUGUCUCGUGGGUGAAUUUGUGAGUGACGUUCUGCUCGUCCCGGAGAAGUGCCAGUUCUUCCACAAAGAGCGGAUGGAUGUGUGCGAGAAUCACCAGCACUGGCACACUGUGGUCAAAGAGGCCUGCCUGACACAGGGACUGACUCUGUACAGCUACGGCAUGCUGCUGCCCUGUGGCGUGGAUCAGUUCCACGGCACCGAGUACGUGUGCUGCCCUCCGACCAAGGCUGUGGAGUCGGCUGUGUCAAAAGAAGACGACGACGAUGACGACGACGAGGAAGGAGAGGAGGAGGAGGAGGAGGACUAUGAUGUUUAUAAAAGCGAAUUUCCUACUGAAGCAGAUUUGGAAGACUUCACAGAAGCAGCUGUGGAUGAGGAUGGCGAGGACGAGGAAGAGGAGGAGGAAGUGGUGGAAGAUCGAGAUUACUACUACGAUACCUUUAAAGGAGAUGACUACAAUGACGAGAACCCAACAGAACCCAGCAACGAUGGAGCCAUUUCAGAAAAGGAAAUUACUCAUGAUGUUAAAGCUGUCUGCUCCCAGGAGGCCAUGACGGGGCCCUGCCGGGCCGUGAUGCCCCGUUGGUACUUCGACCUCUCCAAGGGAAAGUGCGUGCGCUUUAUAUAUGGCGGCUGCGGAGGCAACAGGAACAAUUUUGAGUCUGAGGAUUAUUGUAUGGCUGUGUGUAAAACGAUGAUUCCUCCAACUCCUCUGCCAACCAAUGAUGUUGAUGUGUAUUUCGAGACCUCUGCAGAUGACAACGAGCAUGCUCGCUUCCAGAAGGCUAAGGAGCAGCUAGAAAUUCGGCACCGCAACCGGAUGGACAGGGUAAAGAAGGAAUGGGAAGAAGCCGAGCUUCAAGCAAAGAACCUCCCUAAAGCAGAGAGGCAGACUCUGAUCCAGCACUUCCAAGCUAUGGUGAAAGCUUUAGAGAAAGAAGCAGCCAGCGAGAAGCAGCAGCUGGUGGAAACCCACCUGGCUCGAGUGGAAGCCAUGCUGAACGACCGCCGCCGAAUGGCCUUGGAGAACUACCUGGCUGCCUUGCAGUCCGACCCGCCACGGCCUCAUCGCAUUCUCCAGGCCUUGCGGCGGUAUGUCCGUGCCGAGAACAAAGAUCGCCUGCAUACCAUCCGUCAUUACCAGCAUGUGCUGGCUGUGGACCCAGAAAAGGCAGCCCAGAUGAAAUCCCAGGUGAUGACACAUCUCCACGUGAUCGAAGAAAGAAGGAACCAGAGCCUCUCUCUGCUCUACAAAGUACCUUAUGUCGCCCAGGAAAUCCAAGAGGAAAUCGAUGAGCUGCUUCAGGAACAGCGUGCAGACAUGGACCAGUUCACGUCCUCUAUCUCAGAGUCCCCUGUGGACGUCCGGGUGAGCUCUGAAGAAAGUGACGAGAUCCCGCCAUUCCACCCCUUCCACCCCUUCCCGUCCUUACCUGAGAACGAAGACACCCAGCCGGAGUUGUACCACCCAAUGAAAAAAGGCUCUGGAUUGGGAGAGCAGGACGGAAGAUUGAUAGGUGCCGAGGAGAAAGUGAUUAACAGUAAAAAUAAAGUGGAUGAAAAUAUGGUCAUUGACGAGACUCUGGAUGUUAAGGAAAUGAUUUUCAAUUCUGAGAGAGUUGGAGGCCUUGAGGAAGAGCCGGAAUCUGUGGGGCCACUGCGAGAGGACUUCAGUCUGAGCAGCAGUGCCCUCAUCGGCCUGUUGGUCAUUGCGGUGGCCAUUGCUACGGUCAUAGUCAUCAGCCUGGUGAUGCUGAGGAAGAGACAGUACGGCACCAUCAGCCAUGGCAUCGUGGAAGUCGACCCAAUGCUCACCCCUGAAGAGCGUCACCUGAACAAGAUGCAGAACCAUGGUUACGAAAACCCGACCUACAAGUAUCUGGAGCAGAUGCAGGUGUAAGUGGGAGAAGGCGCACAUCCCCCCAUUGGAGUUGGGGUGCAAGUGGGCCAGAAGGUCCAGUGUUUUGGAUCGACUGCUGACCAACAGUUACUUCCAGAGGAUUUCAUGUUACGUUCAGACCUCUUGGAUGAUUAAGACUAUAAAGUACUACUGUAGGAUCACAAUUUCCAUUCUUUUAAAUGGGUGAAAAAAUGUUAAUAUAACAAUAUAUGAUAUAUAAACCUUAAGUGAAAUGAGAAAAUGAUCUAUUGCAGAUAUUUGACUGAUGUAGUUUUCUUUUUUAAAUUAAUCAGGCAUCCCACUUCUCUCGUAUUGUCUCACACAUGCCCUGUAGACAUGGACAUCUGAUUUGCAGUGAUAAACUGUACAUGCAGGUCGUUUGUUCCAGUUGCAUUGUAUAAGUCCACUAAGGCUCAUUCCCUGUCCUGGUUUCUAUUUUUUUAAAAGGCAGUAUUUCCCUUUUAAAUGAGCUCUCAGAAAGUUGCUGAGAAACUAAGAAAAGUAGGGAACUGUAAGACCAUUGAGCACAUCUGAUGCCCUCCCAAAAUUUUUCUAAAGGACCAGUUUCUUGGGAGUCUGGUGUUCCCACUGCUGGGUACCUUGGUGUUUCCACAUAAGCCCUGUCACCAAGCAGGUUAAAAGCAUUUGCGUUUCCGCACCUUGUAGCAAGCCUCAUGUAUACAGAAUAGGGCGUCCACUACUGCUCUCCUUCAGAAUCCAGUUCUUCCACGGAUAUUAGCCUGUAGUUUGUAUAUGACCUUCUUCACUGUCCACUGUUGACUUCCCAUAGCUUUUUACAGCUCACUUCCCUCCCAAGUCAUGUCCGAAUGUGCUGUCUUUACCUCCUUGGACAUCUCCCUCUGAAGGCACUGAUCCCAUCCCUCCUGCCGUACCUGACUUCCCUGCCCUCCCCUCCCGUCACCAGCCUUGUUGGUGUUCACGCAGAAGACUACUGUCGCAGGUGCCAGUGGCCCAGGAGAGACCGUGGGAGGUUUGCUUUUGUGGUGGGAGGAUAUUGAGAUGGUCCGUAGACACCAUGCAAAGCGGUGAGAUUUUGUUUUCUUCCCACGAGUCUUUGUAAUGCUUGUAUAGUUGAUGUUGAUGCUCACAGCCUUUUCUUGUUUUUAUUCUGAAGGUUCUGGUAACCUGUGGUGUAUUUUUUUUCUAUUUCCCUGUGACUGUUUUUUUUUUCCUCCCUUCACCUUAUCCAUGUUUCUUCCCACUAUGCACAGAUAAACUUCACCUACAAACUCCUUAAUCUGAUCUGUGGAGAAUGUACAGAGUUUAAACACAUCAAUAAAUACUUUAACUUCCA